Molecule: messenger RNA, 603 nt
Organism: Phytophthora infestans T30-4
Lineage: Eukaryota; Oomycota; Peronosporomycetes; Peronosporales; Peronosporaceae
Exons: 2
Coding region: 1-603 (200 amino acids)
Biological process (GO): proteolysis
Molecular function (GO): serine-type endopeptidase activity
Source: RefSeq, a predicted model, not a curated record
AUGUACAAUGGCUGGGCAAACAAAGCGGAUGAAGCCGAAACUAUCACUUGUGAUCACGGUACUCACGUCGCUGGACUGUUAGCUGGCAGCUUAAUUGGCGGUAAACAUGCCAAUCUCGGCAUUGGCGACCUGGCACGGAUAGCAUUGAUGGACAUCAGGACCCAGGGCGAAACCUGCGCAGGUCAGCUGCAUUGUGCCGUGUCACUAGUCACAUUUGCAGACGCCAGCGACUUGCUAGAGAGUCAAAUUGACGCUGGUGCCAAGAUUUUCUCAUUAUCGUGGGGCACACCUGGGUCGGAUUACAUCUCACAAGCCAGAGAUUUGGACGCUUUCAUUUAUGAAAACCAAGACGUCCUGGUGGUUGUGGCGGCAGGCAACAUUGGCGAGUCUUCGACUUCUGGUCAGCGCACCAUUUCAUCUCCAUCCGGUGCCAAAAUCGUAAUAUCGGUUAGCGUAUCGCUGAACGCUGCAGCUUCUUUCACAGACUUUGGUUGCCCUGAUGUAUUCAAUGAGCGCACAGUUGCAUCGUUUUCCUUUGCAGGGCUCACAACGGACGGGAGGUUGAAACCGGAUGUUGUUGCGCCGGGCCGUGUGGCCUGGUGA